Messenger RNA from Salpingoeca rosetta, 6042 nucleotides. RefSeq lists its product as uncharacterized. The transcript is spliced from 3 exons. The record is from RefSeq and is a predicted model, not a curated record. Lineage: Eukaryota; Choanoflagellata; Craspedida; Salpingoecidae. Bases 264 to 5840 code for a protein of 1858 amino acids. Gene Ontology annotation, biological process: multicellular organism development.
CACAAACUGUGGUGAAACCAAGGGGCACAAUUCGCCGCUUUGUGUGUUGUUCUCGACGACCACUGGCUGGCGCAACUCGACGACCCUCUCCAGCCCCUUGUGCUUUGUGCUUUGUUGUUGUGUGUGGUUGCAGCCACGCACUUCUGCACUUGUCACAUCAAACACUGCUGUGCCACUGCUUGAUAAGUGAGCAUUUUUUUCCCAAAGCACCCUUCCUCUCCUCCUUCUCUCUCCCCAUCUCACCACCGCUCCCACCCCUCGCGAUGUCCGACCUCAAGGACGCCCAAGCAAAUCAAGCCUCGUCCGCAUCAGGACAGCAGCAGCAGCUGUCCGCAGCUGGGCCAACCAACGGCAACGCAGCCAUGCACGGCACACCCAGCCUGGUCCCACACAUCCCGUUCCUGCUUCCCUCAAUGCAGCAGCCACUGUUUCCUUUGGUUCAGCAGCAACAGCAGCAGCAGCAGCCGGCAACGGCCGCAGGAAUGCCGCGAAGCACCACGCAGACCACAUUGCCCGCAAUGCUGCAGCGGACAACCUGGGCGGCUACCACGCAGCAAGCGCCAGUGCCCCUCCAACCAACAUCCACGUCCGCACCCACGUCCGCAUCUCACCCUGCCACUGCUGGCGAUGCCGAGCCGCCAGCCAAGAAAGCCAGAAGAGUUAGGAAGCACGGCCAGUCUGGUGCGCGUGCGGGCUCCGAGUCGUCUUCAACACAAGGGUCAACGUCAUCGGCCGCUUCCUCGUCGAGUUCCUCGUCCUCCAGCUCCUCCAGGCCUGCAUCCACACGAAAGGCUGCAGGUGGCUCGGCGCCCAACGCCAACAAGAGCAGGAAAGGCAAGAAGGACACCAAGGACAAGAAGGACAAGAAGGACAAGAAGGACAAGAAGGAAGAUGCCCCUACAGGCGCAAACCCGAAGGACGGCAAGCGGAGCUCCCCCUCAGCCUCACCAAAGCCACAAGCCAAGCAGCCGAGAGGUAGCGCCAGCAACAAGAAGAGCAAGCCAGCCGAUGCAAGCCGCCCCCGCGACACGGACAGCACACCCCGAAAAGCGAGCAGUUCCUCUACGCAGCGACGCUCAUCAUCUGCAGACAAGAAGAAGUCGCCACGAACUGCAUCGCAGACCAUACCAGCACCAGCAUCAGCAUCGAAGGCACGAGCCUCCUCCUCCUCCUCCUCGUUGUCAGCGGCAUCUUCAUCGUCGUCGGUGGCGGCAUCCUCCUCCAAGCGACGCCGCAGCUCCGCCGCCGCCGCUGCUGCUGCCACGAGUGGCGGUGGUGCUCGGGUCACAUCCACCACGAGUACGUCAAAUGGCACGGCCAGAGCGAGCGAUGACGAUGGCCAAGACCUGCCACUGCAGUUCGUGGCGCUGCGCUGUGUCAAGGAGCAGCUCCCACCAAUCUUGCAGCCGCACUUUCUGGAGAACAUUGACAUGCGCAACCCAAGCAGCUCCAUCGAGGAGAUGCAGAUGAUGUACUGUUUCGUGACGUUCAUUGCGGACGACACCAUUGCGGCCUUUGAGCAGAGCACGAGCAAGCGCGCAGACAUCACCGACGCAGUCAACCGCCUGCGUCAAGUUGCAAGAAAGACGCUUGAGGGGCGUGCGCAUAUGAACCGCGCCACCAUCGAGGCCCUGCUUCGCUUCAAUGCCGAGAUGAUUGACAUGCCCGUCGUUGCCGACGCGAACGAGCUUGAUGAGGCGACCAUGAAGAGCGUCAGCAGCGACACAGCCAUCUUCGUCAUGAACCCGUGCGGCGUGCUGUUCCGCGCCAGCGACAUUGCCGUGGACGAGGAGGACCCCGACCUCAAUGACGACACGGCCGUGGGCGCGCUCUCACCGCCGCACAUUGGCGACGACCCCGACCUCGACACGGCCGUCGGAGCCAUGCACGGCAGUACCCCCGAGCAGCACGGCUUUGCUGGCAAAUUCACGGAGCCGAUUCAUGACCUGCAGGUGAUUCCCACGUCCCCGGUCGACCAGCAGCAGGCGGGCACCAGCGCCCCCAACAUCUACCCGCACCAGCAGGCCGUGGGCGCCAGCGUGUUUGACCACAUCCGCACCACGCUGCUGGCCUUGGAGCUGGACAUUGAGAGAGACAGCAUCGAUGCGGCUGCGCGACUGCCGUUUGAUGAGCUUGGCGGCAUCCUCAUGUUGGUGCCCAACUUCAACUCCCUGUACGCGCAGACGCGCUCGCGUGCACAACAGUUCCUGCGGCAGCAAGGCGUUCCCGAAGACAGGGUGUUGGUGGUGAAGUGCAACAUGACCAUGACAGAGGAAGUCACCGCCUUCUGGCGGGCAGUGGAGACGAACAGGAACAAGUUGUUUGUGGUGCUGCACGACGAAGCGCACUGGGCCAUCGACAAGUCCCCCGCUGACGACAGCCCGAGUGGUGUUGCUGACCUGUUCCUCAACCAACCCAGAAACGACAGGGUUAAGGAUGCGCCCAACCUUGUCCGCUUGCUGGUCACAGCCACGCCCUAUGCCUUGCAGACCCAGAUCUCCAGGAUUCACUUUGCAAACGAGAUCCACUGGGAUGCCGUCACGCGCGGCAGCGAAGAGUCGUCUGAGAACCACGGGCCGCGAUACUUUGGACUGCUUGACCUGCAGGCACAUCUGGAGGACACGUCGGACCGGCAGCGAAUCAUUGUGGAUGCGCCAUUUGCGGACAUGGUGUCCGACUACGUUGGGCGUCGCAGCAAAACCGCGCGCGAACAGCUGAUUGCCACGUUCUUCGAGUGCUACGAGGCGGCCUUUCUCCUGGCCCUCAACGACCUCGCGCGCAACCACAUCCCCAACAGAGAGCAGCUGGAGAGCCGCACAACGAAAGUGACGCACAACAUGAUCACCCGCUUCCUCAGGGCGACGACCAGCACCAACGGCCAUGGACACAUGCUCCUCAUCCGCGUUGUCAACAACCGAAUGGGCCGCGUGUUGACGGAGCGGCUAAGAGAGCUUCGCGCCAAGCUUGGCCUUGACAAGCGGUUUGCGGUACUGCAGGACACCAGCGCCGACCCACUGCGACGCGUGCUUGAACUUGAUGAGCGCAGCUCCGAGUGCCUCUCGCGGCUGCAACAGAUGACGGGCGCAAGCGACAUUGCCAGCUAUGAGCAGCUGGAGCACCUCCCAUGCAUCCUUGUGCUCUGCGACAAGGGCCGCAUGGGCGACACCUUCCCCAAGUCGCUGCAGUACUACGACCUCCGCCUGCGGUACGGUAGCUCCUCCACGCGCUCCUACAUGGAACAGGAUCUCGGACGCAUGUUCCGGUACGCGCGCAGUCUGGACGAGCUUCCCCUAUGUCUGUUGCCGCCAACGGCACACGAGUGCCUCCAGCGAAGCCUCACACACCUCUCCCCUGACGCCAAGGUGCGCAUGGCGCGUGAGCGUGGCGAUGUGCAACUGCCCCGGCCAAAACCGAACGAGACGCUGACCCAGCGUGACGCGCGCUACUACCGCAGGUUUGCUCGCCCAACAAGCAAGAACUACGACGAAGGCAACCGCCGGGGUGCAGACCCACGCCGCUUCCUCCUGCAGGGCAAGCCGCAGGUGGGGAAGACGGGCGCGUACCUGUGGGCGCUCAAGCUGCUCGCUGAGCACCUCAACACAACAGCAGCACCCGUGGAGACGGAGGAGGUGGUGGUGUGCUGUGACGACGACGACUUUGAUGAUGAAGGAAACGAGCGGUUCCCUGCUAUGGACGAGGAUGAGCAGCAGCAGCAAAACCACCGCGGCGUGCUGCCUGUGCACACGGUGGUGCAAUCCCUGCCCUUUGUGGCGCCACAGCCCGGCAAGUAUGGCGCCAUCAUCAUGGACCAGCGUGUGCACGCAGCGCGGCUGGCAGCAGCAGAGGCAGCGGCACACGGCGACAAUGGCGACGUUGUUGUGGAUGGUGCACCCGGGAACCGGUCACGACUCGUGGUGCGCAAGACUGUGAGCAGCGAGUAUGCGCUCAUGGCGCGACCACAGCCGCCGUCAGCUCAGGCGGCAGCAGGCGACAGCGCUGUCGUGGCCGAGUUUGCGCCGCCGGUCGUGGCUGAGCUGAGCGUGAACAGCGACAACGAGAUCAACCGUGAGAGGACGCUGGGCAGCCGAUGGCACAUUCCCGCAGCCAAGGCGGGCCUGUUCCAAGGGCUCACCAGCCGUGACAACAACGGCACCGCUGCUGCGUUUGAGCGCAUUCGUGUUGAGGACCUUGACAUGCCCGUCGUGUUUAUGCCAUCGAGUGGGCGUGCCGCCAUCGGCCUCCUCGACCUCAGCAGAACACUCCGCAGUCGUCAGAGCAAUAGCAGCGGGAACAGCAGCACAAGCAGCAGUGACAACAACGGCGGUGGCGACGGUGGUGUUAGUGCGCUGCAGGUGAUUGUGGUGAAACAGGGCGAGUUUGACGCCUAUUGCAAGCACUACCCCGACGUGGUGGUGUGUGCGCUGCCAGAGGCUGCAAGCAGCCCUGACAAGGGCAUUGGUGCGAGCCGCGACUUCAUCAAGCGGUUUGCCACGCUCAACCUCGACCUGACCCGCCACGCAGCGCUUGCUGGCGGUGUGAGGCUGGGGCGGGUUGCGAGCCUCAUCCUCAUGCUGGACGACUCGUGCUUGGUGUUCAAGCGUGCCGUCGUGAAGCAGGAUCCCUGCGACUUUCACACUGCUGAUGAUGUUGAUGUUGUGGACGGCGCCCAGCAUGGCGGUGCGAGCGACGAUCACCAGCGAGAGUGGAGGUGGGACUGGGCGAACCGUGAGAGCCGCAGUGAGUUCACCAUGGAGGACGUGCCGCUGCUGCACGUGCUGCAGCACAUGCUGAGCGACCCUGAGCUGCACAGGUACGCGCUGAUGGGCAUUUCGCGCUGGCAUCCAUUCUUGCGCAACAUGCAGAGCGCGUACAAGCGGUCGCACGUGUACUCCUUCCAGCUGCUGAACGUGGACCUGACACGCGACGUGCACUACGAGCCGGGCGAUCUGCUGUUUGAGGACAUCCGGUUCAACGAGCGGAUGUACGCGCGGGAUCUGCUGUUUGUCAAGUACUGUCGCUUCUUGGUGAUGAAGAAGCAGCUGGCUGAGGGCGGCUGCAGCGCCCUGCUGGAGGAGGCGCAGGCGGAUGCGCAGAAGCCGACGCACGAGCGCAGGUUUGAGGUGACCGUCCCUCCUCCCUCAAGCAACGAUGGUGCACCGGCACGCGAUGACGGUGCAGACGGUGCGAUGUUUCCUGUCACCGUUCCUGCCAUCCCGACAGCUGAGCUCGUCGCUGCCGUUGGGGGCAACGCAGGUGACUUGCUGGAGCGGUUGCGGGAUGCGCUUCGCACGGUGUUGCAUUCCGAUCUCAUGCCACUGCUGAAGCUGGAGCUGGUUGAGCCCCGCAUGCUGUGUGCGCCGCCAAGCACAUCGCCCCGCCCCCACCGCGUGCUGUGUCGGGUGUGUCUGAAGGAGGCUGGCCAACCGCUGACGGUGGAGGGCUUUGAGCAGCUUGAGGCGGCGCUUCCUCACGUUGCUGUCCACGCGUGCGCGCGGCCGUCUGCACCCCUGGCGACCGUGCUGCGGUUUAUGCAGCUUCACCUGGGCGCAUUGCCCGCUGGUGCGCAGGUGGUCACGCUCGGCGAGAAGCCAGCACGUGACGCAAGCGUGGACACCGUUACCGACGGCAUUGAGCACGCCAGCGUCGUGGCGUCGUACACGGCGCACCCGGUUGCCAUGCGAGGGCUGGCAAGCAACGCUGACUUCCGGGUCAUUCUCUUUGACAUGCACAAUGCCAGGGACGUGCGCGGGCUCAACUCGCUCGUGACCAAUGCAGGCCCGAAUGUGCAGUCAAGUUACUACUUCCACUUGGGCUGGGUCGUGGUCAUGCAGCGCACAUAACCAUGCAUGAACCUGAUGGGAUGGAGGGAUUGGUCUUGUAUUGUGUUGUUUGUUGUGAGUAUGUGUGCAUGUGAGUAUGGUUGUAUGUGUGUACGUGUGAAUGUGUGUUUUGUGUAUUUGUGUAUGUGUGUGCGUGAGGUGUAUGUGUGCGUCUCUUUUAUUUUAUUUUGCUUUCAUGUGUUUGUGUAUGGGGGGGGGGGUG